Talaromyces amestolkiae is the source of this 945-nucleotide messenger RNA. RefSeq lists its product as uncharacterized. NCBI's taxonomy places the organism in Eukaryota, Fungi, Ascomycota, Eurotiomycetes, Eurotiales, Trichocomaceae. The coding region runs from base 1 to 945 and encodes 314 amino acids. The transcript has a single exon. The record is from RefSeq and is a predicted model, not a curated record.
AUGUUAUACAAAGUAUUGCUCCUUCUUUUCACUUUUGUGACAACUAGUCAUGCCACAUUAGCCCGUAUCUCUCUGUACAACAGCACAGAUAGUACGUGCGGAGGUACAGGAAAUCCUAUCGAACUCUACGUCAGUAGUCUGAACAUGACUGCCGGCCGCACCUGUUACCAGAUCCCCUAUGACAUCACAGUGUCCAGCUAUAUGUUUACGACCUUUGACUACUAUGAUGGGGAGGAAGACGAGCUGGAGAUCAUCUUUUCUCCGAAUACGAACUGUCAGCCUACAACAGAUAGAGCAUCGUAUAUCGACACAAGUUACGCACUCUCUUGGCAGUGCCAGACACUGAUGCAACCCGCCCGGGCCUAUUCGGUCGCUGUUCUCUCUGAGAAGAGGAAGAGAUUGUCUGAAUUGCGACGAAGAGCAUGGGGGGGCUCCGGGCCGCUCGGUCGUAUAGGUGCCACACCCUUCAAUUUCCAGUGGGCCUUCUACAUGUUCAGAGGGGCCUUGUACAGGAUCAAUAUGCUCAAGUACGUAUUCGAUGGCAAUGAUGUCUGGGAACCACUCUCCGUGGAGGGGCUGACUCGCUCGGCUCAUGCGAUGAUGUUCCAGUACACUGGCAAUGAGUAUGGCUGGGUAACAGGCAACCCGGGCAUGAUCACAGAGACCAUAACAGAACACUUGUCGAGCCGUGGUGACUGGGAUCCUGUUGUCAUCGGAGCCAUCAUGCUGGAUGCUGUGGGUGGCCUACUCAGUAGCGGUAUCCCGACAGAUCAGUGGCCGCAGGAGAUCCAGAUAAGUCUGACGGACGUGAUGGCUCCUUUAACUCCGCAAGGUGAACCUUCUAUAAUGUUUCUCUGGAUCAGUACGUCGGUCUCUGUAAUUAAGGGGCCGUUAGCUCCUAAAUGGGGUACAGGACCUGUCUCUUCAGGGUUGAUCGGGCCGUGA